AUGGGGAUCUACAAUGGUGUAAAUUGUAUUUUUUCUUUGAAAGGUUAUGUUUUAAGUGUCAUAGAAAGUACUCAUUUCACUACGCUUGCUUCCUGGAACUUUUUUCUUGAUAUUUCUUACUAUGUCGAGCGGAAUAAUGAUUGCCUUUGCCAAAUAACAGCACUUGAAGAUGAUCUAUGGUUCUAUGCGGAUGUGAAAAAAUUAAUUGUCUUUAGAACGUUAGCCCCAACACAAGAACACUCGCCUGCCACGUCCAACACGGGUUCUUUCAAGUUCGUUUUCUCCUGAUGGCUCCCGACUUGCAACUUGUACCUCAGAUGGAUAUAUCAACAUUUGGAAUGUAUAUACCAGCCAGGUUGAACAGCGUUUCAAAAGUAGUCAAGGCGAUUCGUCAUUUGCUUGUUGGUGGUCGGAAUUGCUCUUGUUCGUGUUUGACUUUUUUGACAGGGUUCCCAGCUUAACAAUAUACCUGGAUUUCAAUUUAGAGAACGCGUCCUCUCAGAGCGACCAAGUGUCGCUGUGUCAUUUGUUGGAAGAGUUCGUAUCCUUCUCAGCACUUGUUAAUUUUUCAGAGGGCUUACUCAUCUUCGAGUGCGGAAAUACGAAGCCUGUUAAAGUUCUUGAUGUUAAGGGAAUAGGAGGACCGCGAAUGGUCACCUUACCAGAAAUUAAGGCUGGGAUGAAUAUUAUUGUAUCGCCUAAAGCUUUCUUUGUCUUUGGUGGUAGUAUCAGUUUUUUUUGCAUUUGGGUUAGAAUUACUGAGGAACCAUGGUCAGCAACGUACGAAGUCCUUGUUACUGGCGCUGAUACCGACCUUCAACCAUAUGAAUGCCAUUUUGCAUGUUGCUUCACUAACGAUUCUACAAUCGCUGUUGUUCGGAACAAGUUCCCUGAUAUACAGACUAUUAAUAUAAUAGAUCCGGAUAGCGGCGAUGACAAAGAUAUACGUUUGGAAGAAUCUUGUAACGAUUCCAAGCUUUUUUGUCUUAAAAAGGACAGAGUUGUUAUCGUUCCAUCUGAUCACGUUAUAAAUUUUUUUGACAUGGAAUCUGGUGCGCUUCUCAAUUCUUGUUUUCAAAGAUAUUUAACAAAGGAGAGCUAG
Molecule: messenger RNA, 1102 nt
Organism: Paramuricea clavata
Lineage: Eukaryota; Metazoa; Cnidaria; Anthozoa; Malacalcyonacea; Plexauridae
Source: the annotation of a GenBank genome assembly